Molecule: messenger RNA, 2467 nt
Organism: Durusdinium trenchii
Lineage: Eukaryota; Dinophyceae; Suessiales; Symbiodiniaceae
Source: the annotation of a GenBank genome assembly
GGGAGUUUUGCACUAGUGAGACUUCAGAGCCUCACACCCAUGAUGAUAUACGAAGAACGUACGCUCACCAUCCCUCACCCUCCAGAAAUACCCGAGAUAUGUGGAGGGAGAAACCCGGCGUUUCACCAGCUAUUUGCAUUGUCUCGUACUGGGCCAAGUCAUUGUGGCAUGUGGCCAAGUGAUUUUGCUGGAGACUUGUUUGGGCUGGUCUUUCCAGGCCCGGCCCGCCCUCGGAGACACCGGCGGAGACGCCGGGGACGCCGUCAUUCGCCGGACCGCCGCUGUUUGGCUUGAAAGCUCCGCGGACCGCCGCGGCGGGCGGAGGUGACGAGAGGUUUCCACGUAUGACUGUGAGAUCUAGUUUUCCAUGGCAGGGAUGCUGCGUGUCUCUGAUCCUCGUCGCGUUGAUUGGGAACAUCGAAGCGGGCCGCGAGUCACCGGCGGAGGAGCUCUUCCACUCGGGUUAUGAAGCGGUCCACGUGACUAGGCUGCACAGAUACGAGCACGAGGGCAUGGCCUCUUUUUUUGGAGGCUGAAGCUCGGUGGAGCGCCCAUGAGGAGAUCGGCUCUACCCUCUUGUCGAGGGCAAGACCAAGGCAGAAACUCGAGAGACGCCCGCAGGGCUUCGUGCGAGUCUCGAAGCUUCAGGAGGCAGCGCUGAAAGCUCAUCAGGCGGCCUUCUUGGAGGUGACGUUCAACAGCUCCGUGUCUGCCACUGCUGGCAGGUUCAGGAGCAGUGAUGCUUUGCUCAGGUAUCACUCACUCACGGUGCCCGAUGAGACGCACCCGGCAGAAACCCGGCUCACGAGCUUGGAAAGCCAGUACAUUGGUCAAAUUGGAGUUGGUUCGGUCCUCUCACCUCGCGGCUGCCAGCCCAGCGAGUCUUUAAUCUACUUGGGGCCAGCGGACUAUCAGGCUGCCAGCGAGGAGCAGAAGAAGGCCUGCCAUGUCAAAGAUGAGUCCUUGGUGUGGGUGGUUUUCGACACAGGCAGUACCAACAUUUGGGUCUCCUCCGUUCUUUGUCAAGAGGGCCCCUGUGCUUCCUCCAGCCGCAACCGUUACAACCGCUCGAACUCGCGGACAUAUUCGCCGGCCGCCAAAAGUGGACUUCUGCAGAUCGAGUUUGGGACGGGGCGCAUCACUGGCCCUGAGGCCGUGGAUGACUUUCAUAUUGGCCCCUUCUCCGUGUACAAUCAGACCUUCGGUAUGAUACAGACAGAAGAAGGUCGGGUCUUCGAGGAGAUCCCGGUGGAGGGUAUCCUGGGCUUGGCCUUCCCGGCCAUGGCAGCCAAUGGUAUCCGACCCUUUGUGGACGGAAUUAUCCAGAACAAGGCCAUCGGCCGGAACGAGUUCGCCUUUUACUUCAGCCACGCGUUUCAGCCACGGGGAGGGCCUUGCCCUGAAUUUGGCACCUUCCAGCCGGAAGGUGCAGGAAGGUGGAUGAGUGGUCGUCAGGGCCGAAGAAUCCUUGAGUGCAGGGGUCCGGAUGAUGUAGCGGGGAACGCCAUCUUUUGGGGUGGAGUGGAUCGGGCGUUCUACUCCGGGGACAUCGAGUAUUUCCCUGUGGUGGAGCCCUAUUACUGGGCGGUGCAGUUGAAGGAUUUCAAGAUUGGCCAGGACUCCUUGCUGCAUCUCCUUUUGCCGGAGGAGGAGCAGACCGGUCUGGAGCACCUGAGCCACCGAAGUCAAAAGCAAGCGCGAGGCGAGCAGACGACAUUUAAGGCCAUCGUGGACACCGGCACGACCUUCUUCACGGCGCAGGGCCGUCUCUUCAAGGAAGUGAUGAACCGCCUGACUGCAGCUCCAUGCUCCAGUCUAACGGAGCAGAGCCAUCCUGACAUCACCUACACCUUGGUGAACACAGCGGGAGAAGCCCGUGACUUUGUCCUCACCAACAAGCAGUACAUGCUUCAUGGUGGGGAAGGAGAGGACGUGGAAUGCACCCCUGCCUUCAUGAUGAUUCAAGUUCCAGCGGCCCAUGGCCCUGGCAUGGUCUUGGGUGAGGUCUUCCUGCGUAUCUACUUCGCUGUGUUUGACAGAGGGAGCGGUGCUGUGCAGGAGGCACGACUUGGCCUGGCACCAGCCAUGCACGACACCAGCGCCAAGUCACGACUCAAGGGCUUGACCGCCCACCAGCCGGUCUAUCAUCGACCGACGACGUCCUGAAGCUGCUGGAGCAGGCCACUGUCAGGUGAGCGACAGCGACUUGAUCCGCCAUAAAGGUUUGCCCAUUCCAGCGGAGCCUUGCACUUGGUCCCUUUGUUCAAUGGGAAACGCAACAAUAAAGAAUCAUCCAAUAGCACAAACUACUCGCCUGAGGGAACCUCGCCUGAUGGAACUUGGGCAUUGGCUCAUGUUGGCUCAGCAAAAACGUUCAAGCAGCUUUGCAAAGACGGUGUUGGCAGCAUGUUGGAGAAACUGACACUGCUGGUGAGGGCACAGGGGCUUCGACAAGACUCCUCUCCUG